Hemibagrus wyckioides is the source of this 636-nucleotide messenger RNA. RefSeq names its product interleukin 17a/f2 (gene il17a/f2). The record is from RefSeq and is a predicted model, not a curated record. Gene Ontology annotation, cellular component: extracellular region. The transcript has 4 exons. Gene Ontology annotation, molecular function: cytokine activity. Bases 1 to 636 code for a protein of 211 amino acids. Lineage: Eukaryota; Metazoa; Chordata; Actinopteri; Siluriformes; Bagridae.
AUGAACCUCAAGAAGAUUGUGGCUGAACUGCAGGAGAUCGAUGACACGAAGCUACAACUCAGGGCACAUGGUGAGUUUGAUUCACUUCCUGCAGUGGAGUUGAUUCAGAGACGAAUCACUUUCAGACUGCAGGUGAAACCGCACCAGAGUUUGAUAGGAUCCGGAUCGACCGGUGCUGCAUUCUCACCUGCUUACAGACCCAGAGUGGACAGUAGAACACACCAGGGUUCUGCUCUUCUUCUCUGCUGUGGAUUUCUGGUGUUGAGUCUCACGCACGCCAAUAACAAGCAAACGACGAUCUGUGACACCGGUCUGAUCAUCCCAAAACACUUCCACACGUCAGAGUCAGAGACGAUGGAAGGAAAUGGCAACAUCAACAACCGCUCGCUGUCUGCCUGGAAGUGGAUUCCUCACACCGGCACCCGCAGGAUCCCCGGUGUGAUAUUCGAGGCGGAUUGUGAGUCUCAUCACUGCACGUAUCCCGGCAGGCAGCAGCACAUGGAGCUGAACUCUGUGCCCAUAUACAGCAACAUGCUGGUGCUCACACAGGACCUGAAGAACAAGAAGUGCUUCACUGUGAAGUUCCAGAGGGUCACCGUGGGCUGCACGUGUGUGUGGGAACGAUCAUCGCAGUGA